UUGAGGCUAUUCAGGACUGCAAUAACUGUGGCUUCGUGUGCUGCGUCGACUGCAAAUGAGAAGCUGAUCGCAUGUUGUCAUGGAGAUCCACAAAUCGAUCCUGGAUGUGCGGCAAAGUACUGUCAGAUACCCAGUAUUGUACCGCAUAUGGUGAUUCCAUUCAUAUUGGAAUGUGCGCCUAAAGGCAAAACCGUAGGCCGUGUAUGGGAUUGUGUCUCAUCCAAGCACGAUCACACCGCGUGCUGCUUGCAGCAGGGCGUGAUUCCGCACUGCCUACCGUACUGCAAUGCCCAAGGAUCCGUGCCAACUGACAUGGUGAAGUAUGGCGUUUGUGUCAGCGAAUUCCAGAAAUUUAGAGUUUGCUUCCGUACCUACCUUAAGCAUCAUCCAUCCAUCAGAGGAGAUACCUAA
Molecule: messenger RNA, 411 nt
Organism: Cooperia oncophora
Lineage: Eukaryota; Metazoa; Nematoda; Chromadorea; Rhabditida; Trichostrongylidae
Source: the annotation of a GenBank genome assembly